AUGCCACCAAAACAAUACACCCUCCACCCCGCGCACCCCUCCCACUCCCCCACCCUAGCAGAAACCAUGAUCCUCUCUCGCCUCACAGACCCACACUGGGCCUUCCUCUUCACGCCCUCCACCACUCCAUCAACCAUCAUCUCCUCGACUAUGUCCCGUCUCCCUCAUACGCUGACUACAGCGCGGGAUGUCCGGAGACAUGAAGUCGUCACUACCAGUGGCAUAGCAUCUACCCCUAGACCCGGGACCGAGGACGCGGAGCACACUACUCUGGAAGAUAAAGAGCGAGUAAUCGGCUACGCGCGAUGGACUCUCCCUCCAUCUCUCUCCAACCGAGACGACGUAUGGCCGUCCGCACAAGUACCCGAGCCAUCUGCCCAGGAGAAAGAACAAUUCAAAAAGAGGUAUGAUCUCGGAAGCGACGAGAAGGGCAGAGUCAAGGGAAUGAAAAGCGACGGGUUGUUAGAAUAUCGAGGGACUCCGUUAGAGGAGGUUGAGGAGAGGGUGUUGAGGGAUGUGGUGGGGGGUGGGGAGGAAGUUUUGACUUUGGAAUACCUCACCACCCACCCCGAUUACUGGAGACAAGGGGUGGGAAGUAUGCUUGUGCAGAGUGGACUACGGGUGGCGGAUCAGUACGGCAUCAAGACGUAUGUGAUGUCUGAACCGGCGGGGUUGAAGGUGUAUUUAAAUCAUGGGUUCAGGGUUGUGGAUGAGAUUACGGUGGAGUAUGCGCAGUUUGGAGGGACUGAGCCGACGACGCAUUAUUUUUUGGUGAGGGAGGCGGUAGUGGUUGUGAAUUGA
Messenger RNA from Aspergillus vadensis CBS 113365, 801 nucleotides. Its product is annotated as GNAT family N-acetyltransferase. The transcript is spliced from 2 exons. Gene Ontology annotation, molecular function: acyltransferase activity, transferring groups other than amino-acyl groups. The coding region runs from base 1 to 801 and encodes 266 amino acids. NCBI's taxonomy places the organism in Eukaryota, Fungi, Ascomycota, Eurotiomycetes, Eurotiales, Aspergillaceae. The record is from RefSeq and is a predicted model, not a curated record.